Neltuma alba is the source of this 1759-nucleotide messenger RNA. RefSeq lists its product as uncharacterized. Bases 29 to 1759 code for a protein of 576 amino acids. The record is from RefSeq and is a predicted model, not a curated record. Lineage: Eukaryota; Viridiplantae; Streptophyta; Magnoliopsida; Fabales; Fabaceae. The transcript has 3 exons.
UGGUGGCCUCCCCGCCUGCUCAUCCCCAAUGAACUCCUCCCCUGGGUCCCACUCUUCGGCGAUAACCCAUCGCCGCAAACACCGGAAUUCAACACUCUCCGCUCUCCUCCGCCGUCACUACGGCGUCCUCCGAAAUGAUCCUUCCUUGCACUGCAACCUUCACAAGAAGAAAAGCUCCCUCACCGCCGGUAUGAGUUCCCCUGUGAAUUUCCGGCAUGGAUUUCCCAAACCCCAGCUAUCAGCGAGGAAGCUCGCCGCUGGAUUGUGGCAGCUUCGAUUUAUGGAGCGUUCAGGGAAUUAUGGCGGUGAAUCUAUCGGUGAUGGGUCGGUUGGUUCGUCCAAGUCUGAGCUAGCUAAUGAGAAUUUGAGAACUGAGCCUCCCACUCAUCAUGAAACCAGAGAUGAAUUUGAGAAGACGAAAGAUCCCCCAUCGGAUACUAUCUUGCAUUCAAGAAAUGGAAUUCAACAUGAGCUUGAAUCGUGGGCUCCAUAUCUCAAGUGUUGUAAGGAAGAGGCAACAAAGUGGGAUACUGAUCUUCCUGAAGGGUCCGAUGAGUUCACUCAGAUUCAGGGUAGUAAACACAAUGAAGAGAGGAAUUUAGCAGGUGACUCAAUUGUCUCAGCUCUUCUAGCAGAACUACUUCAGGCUCAAAGGUGCAUAAAUAAGCUUAAAGCUUCAAGGAAGUCCUCUAACAAAAGGACACAAAAAUUUGUUCGGAAGUUUGAGAAAGAAAUGAUAUUUUGGAAGCAAAGAGAACUCCAAAAGUUUCAGUCAAUGUUAGAAGAGGUAAAGGAUAAACUGGAAGGGGAAAGGAGAAGUAAGGAAAGGAUGGAGCUGAUGAAUGCCAAGUUGUUGCACAAGUUGGCUGAAGCGAACCGAUAUGCUAAGCACUUCAAGAAGAAGUUUGAGGAAGAAAAAAGAGGCAGAGAGUUAAUGGAGGAAGUGUGCAAUGAAUUAGCCAAGGAAAUAGGAGAAGACAAGGGCAGGCUUGAGGAGUUGGAGAUGGAAUCCAUAAAGAUCCUCAAUGAAGUGGAAGAAGAGAGAAACAUGAUGCAAAUAGCAGAUCUUUUGCGUGAAGAACGAGUUCAAAUGAAGCUAUUCGAUGCAAAACUUGCACUUGAAGAUAAAUACAAUCAGAUGAUCCAGUUCUUUGCUUUUCUGCAGAAUUCCCUAAGAUCAGAAGCCACAGCUGAGCUAGCCAAAAACCAACACAUUGUGGAACUUUCAUAUGAUUUCUUAAAAUUUGAUGAUAUCUUUUCCAUUUAUGAAGAGCUCAAAAAUGACAAAGGUCAUGAGAAAGUGAUCAAACCAUAUGAACAUGCCCCAGACAACAGAUCACACUCAUCCUCUGACUACAACACAGGGUUAGAAGUUGUCAAAGUCAACCAAGAGGAUAAUGUGAUAAGAAGCGUAGCAGAGUAUGGUAAAAAUGCUUACUUGGAAUCUCCUGAGACAGAAGUUACUGAGAUAUUAAAGAGGAAGGCUUCUUCUAGCUCUAAGUUAAGGCCAUGCAUAACUAAUGGAACAACUAGUACCGUAAUUGCAGGGGUUUUGUCUUCAAUGGAAGGUUCAGGAUUGGAAGGUGGCUUCAAGAACUGGGAAUCAGAAGCCAUAAAUCCGCACAUAACUCGUGCUAUGAAAGGUUGCAUAGAAUGGCCAAAAGGUGUCCCAAAAAGUAACUUGAAGGCUGUGUCUUUAGACGCAAGAGUGAGAAGCCAAAGGUCACAAUUGCAACACAUCCUUAAGUCCAAGGCUUAG